AUGAUUGUAUUAUCGGUUGAAAUCCGUAAACCAAUUGCCGAUCGUUUUGGCAAAAAACUAAUCGCAAAUGAAGGGACUGUUGGAACCAAUGAAGUGAUCAUUCGCUCAAAGGCUAGGAUAUUAAGACAGAUAAACCCAAACUCUCCCAAUCCGGGAGGUAAUAGUCAAAGCGGUUCCGGUGUCAGCGGUGGUCACACUAUGCCUACAACUCCUGUAACGACGCCAUUGAGUACCACAACUGGAAGUGUUAGUAACGAUACGACAACUUCUAUGGCGAGUAAUACAAUGGGAACGGCAAACCCCGGAGUCGGUGCUGGAAGUGCUGAUUAUUUAACGGCUGAGACCCAGAGUGUGACCGAAACGACGACAACAAAGUCGACCAGUAGUCCAUCGGUUUGGCCCGUAUUUGCCAUCUCUUUUAUAUUUGUGUUUUCUAUUAUCGUUGGUCUCAUUUGGGUUUUAAAAGGUUUUUGUGAAAUAAGAGCUAAUGAAGAGUUAGAAGAGACUCGAAUCGGUGGUAAGACAUCAACUGAGGCCAAAAGAAAGGCCAGUAAAAGCCUUAUAGCUGUGAAAGAAAAGGGUCCGACCGGUGAUCACAAGAAACCGGUGCCGCCGACCAAAGACAAAGAGGUGACCACGAGAUCCAAUACACAGGCGAUUACCACUACAACAGAAGACAAAAGCGGUGCCACAAAGGACUCAACGGCUGCGACAAUACAUUUAAAAUCGCCCAAAAGUCCGGACAAACAAUCGGCGACCGAUAAGAGUCCUGUUUCCAGUCAGGACACCAGUAGUCCCGCACCGGGAGGUUCAGCCCCAACACCGGCUAAUGCCGUGCCCUCAAAGCCGGGCUCUAAAACUGGUUAA
Molecule: messenger RNA, 867 nt
Organism: Medioppia subpectinata
Lineage: Eukaryota; Metazoa; Arthropoda; Arachnida; Sarcoptiformes; Oppiidae
Source: the annotation of a GenBank genome assembly